AUGGAAGAAAAGGCGGUGCGCGGGACUGGUUGGCUGCUACCCGCUCACCGAAACUUGACUCUACUUGCGCUCAGCUGUGAGCAGAUCAGCGUGGGGCCAGAACUUCUCUCGACCAAAGACCUGGAGAGGCAGCAGUGGUACAGCAACAAAGACGUGCGAGAGGCCGUCAGACCAUGUAAGGCUCUUCAGACUUGUGCAGAAGCCAACAAAGACAACAAGACGUGA
Knipowitschia caucasica is the source of this 225-nucleotide messenger RNA. NCBI's taxonomy places the organism in Eukaryota, Metazoa, Chordata, Actinopteri, Gobiiformes, Gobiidae. The record is from the annotation of a GenBank genome assembly.